Molecule: messenger RNA, 987 nt
Organism: Drosophila takahashii
Lineage: Eukaryota; Metazoa; Arthropoda; Insecta; Diptera; Drosophilidae
Source: RefSeq, a predicted model, not a curated record
ACCGGUUAUACCAAUGGAUUAGCAUUUGUUAUUGUUCAUAGUGGAAAAGCUUCGUUUGGAGCAGGUUCUAAGUAUUCGAGAUGAAUUAAUUAUUUCGUGACCGAAGCGAUUAUUGUUUUAAAGUCAGUUGAAUUACGCCAACGUAAUGAAUAAGUUGUAUACGCUGUCUUGGUAUUGCUGUUUCCCGGUUAUUAUCUCGGGAGCGGGUUUACGUGCGUAGGAUUUCAGUGCCAGGUUGAUCUGCUUUUAACGGAUCCCAACAUUUCCAGCUGAGGACGUUGAAAGGUGCCACUUUGGAGACUCCACCUGCCUGGUUCGCUCCAUCAAUGCCCUGAUCAAGCUCUAUCCAAAGGGAAUCCCGGAAAUAGGUUUACCGCCGUUGGACUCCUACAACUUUUCGGACUCCAUCAUUCUGGAAUCGCCACACCGCGGGCCCAUCUGGAUGGACUUUCGGAUGCGGGACAAUGUGAACAAGGGAUUCAACAAUGCCACCAUCACCCAUGUGGAGGGAUUUCUGUAUGAGCCAAAUCAGAAGCAUAUUGUGAUAAAGGCCCGUUUACCACGACUCCUCCACGAGGCCACCUACGAAAUGGUUGGCAGGGUUAUGCUCUUCUCCUACAACACCACCGGCCGUUUGUCCUCCGACUUGCAGAACUUCCGCAUAACUCUGACCCUCAAGACUUUGGUGGAGUACAGGAAUGACAAGCGCUAUCUGAAGAUUUACGAUCUAAAGCCCAGCAUUGACUUAGAUCGAUGGAUCAUUUCGUUGGAUAAUCUGUACAAGGUAAACACGGACGUGACCAUAUUAAUGAAUCGGCUGCUCAACGAAAACUGGGUGGAGAUCUGGAAUGAAAUUAACCCUGGCGUAAUCAAAUCCUUCACCAUUUCCUUCACUACCUUGCUUAACAAAGUGUUUGAGAAUAUUGCCUACGAUGACAUGUUUCUCCCGCCUCUAGAUAUAAGAAUGGGUACUUAGCUGCAUUGACC